Molecule: messenger RNA, 1454 nt
Organism: Eurypyga helias (sunbittern)
Lineage: Eukaryota; Metazoa; Chordata; Aves; Eurypygiformes; Eurypygidae
Gene: HOXD4
Product: homeobox D4
Exons: 2
Coding region: 94-807 (237 amino acids)
Biological process (GO): anterior/posterior pattern specification; regulation of transcription by RNA polymerase II; embryonic skeletal system morphogenesis
Cellular component (GO): nucleus
Molecular function (GO): DNA-binding transcription factor activity, RNA polymerase II-specific; RNA polymerase II cis-regulatory region sequence-specific DNA binding
Source: RefSeq, a predicted model, not a curated record
ACUUUAUUCAGUUGACAGCAAGUAGGAGGGCUUUAUGGCAGGGGAAAAAAAGACAACACGAGAAAAAUUAGUAUUUUCUACCUUCAGAAAUUAAUGGCCAUGAGUUCGUAUAUGGUGAACUCCAAGUAUGUGGAUCCCAAAUUUCCUCCUUGCGAGGAAUAUUUGCAGAAUAGCUACCUAGGCGAGCAGGGGGCCGAGUACUACGGUGCCUCGCAGGGCUCUGAUUUCCAGCACCAGGGACUCUACCCACGGUCAAACUACAGCGAGCAGCCCUUUAGCUGUAGCAAUGCCCAAGGCUCUGCCGUGCAGCCGCGGGGUCACGGACAGGAGCAAUCCGGCCCAGCGAGCCACUUCCCCGGCCAAGCAGAGCAUUGUCCACCGCCUCCAAUGUCCAACUCCCCAGCCUGCAGCCAGCAGCCGGCCCUCAAACCCCCAAACGGGUCAGCAGUUAAGCAGCCAGCAGUAGUUUAUCCCUGGAUGAAGAAAGUCCAUGUUAACUCGGUGAAUCCCAAUUACAACGGAGGGGAACCUAAACGCUCCCGCACAGCUUACACCAGACAGCAAGUCCUAGAACUGGAAAAAGAAUUUCAUUUUAACAGGUACCUGACCAGGCGCCGCCGUAUCGAGAUAGCCCACACUUUGUGUCUCUCUGAGCGCCAGAUCAAGAUCUGGUUUCAGAACAGAAGAAUGAAGUGGAAAAAAGAUCACAAACUGCCCAACACGAAGGGCAGAUCGUCUUCCUCUGGUUCAAACCCCCAUUUACAGACUGGUUCCAAGGACCAUCAGACUGACCUGACAACUUUGUAGAAGAGGUGAAAUUUUCCAUUUCAUCCUUCGCUUCUGAUCAGUACUGUACAUAACUGACACUGCCCAAGCAGAACCUGCAUGUAGCAGCUAAGGACUCGAGAAACUGUCAUCUUUCUUUAAGGUACUGUUGUACAAAGGAGAAAAAAUGACGCUACUUUGGACUUUAUUUUAUUUGCCUCUGCUAGCACAACCUAAAAAAAGGAAAAAAAGAAGGGGGAAAGAAAAAAAAAAAGAGAAACAUUAUGCAGGCAGUGGGAAUUGGGAAAAUAUUAAACGAGACCUUCUGUCCAUAAAAAGUAAUAAAUCAUUGAAAAUGAAACUGUCCUGUGUUUCAGUUUUGAAUUCAAAAGUGAAGGUUUGAUGCUUUAUUCUGGGAUUUUUACUUUUAAUUGUAUCUUUAUCCCAUGCAAUUUCGGGAGGAUGCAUUUGGGCAAGUUGAGGACAGGAAAUUUAUAGCAUAGUCUUUUAUUUGAACAUAAAGACUAGCAAUUGUGAACUUUUUGUGCUGCUUUACCUUUCUUGGUGUAAUGAAAAUACUUGCUCAUUUCCAUAACGCCUCAGAGGUGUGCAUAGGAAUUAAGUGAAAACGGGUUAUUUUAUGUACUGAUAGUGUUAGUGUAUUUAUUUAUUUGUUACUUAGAAGAGUG